AAAAUAUAUGAACGUCACCGAAAAACGAAAGGAUUGCCGAUUGUGAUUGUGAAUCUUAAUAAUUUUAGGAUUAUAGUGAAUUAAUGUUAUAAAUAGACUGAAAACAUGAGGAUAACUAAUGUGCGGCGCGGCAGGAUCAUCCGCAUGGCGGCCAUUUGGGCCAUUCUGUUAGUUUUGAUCUAUGCUCUUCAUAGUUGGUCAAGUGAAAAUAAUGCUAGUUCUGGCAGCGAUGUGCUGCCGGAUGUUCAACUUGGUUACCAAAAGUUCCAUCCAAGCGUUUAUCCAGAACUCAGGACAGAGCUGGGUAAUUUUGAGCCGCCGCGUCCACCGGCGGUGAAGGGUCCAGGGGAGCAAGGGAAGCCCUACCACAUGUCUCAGGACCGCGACAAUGACAUUGCGGAGUCUGAGAGCCAGUACGGCAUGAACGUUGCCGCUUCUAACGACAUCGCCAUGAAUAGAUCAAUUCCCGACACUCGAAUGGACGAGUGCAAGUUCUGGCACUACCCGAAGAAGCUGCCUUCCACGUCUGUGAUCAUCGUCUUCCACAACGAAGGUCUCACUGUGUUGAUGAGGACCGUCCACUCCGUCAUAGACCGCUCCCCGCCUGAUAUUCUGAAGGAAGUCGUGUUGGUUGACGAUGACUCUGACAAACGCGAUCUAAAGGGCGACCUCGAAAAUUACAUUAAGAGAUGGAACGGUAAAGUGCGUCUCAUCAGAAACAAUGGUCGUGAGGGUCUUAUAAGGACCCGGUCAAGGGGGGCUCACGAAGCCACGGGAGAGGUCAUAGUGUUCCUAGACGCCCAUUGCGAGGUUAACGUCAAUUGGCUCCCGCCACUCCUAGCCCCUAUAUAUAGGGACUACAGAAUCAUGACUGUCCCCGUCAUUGACGGAAUAGACCACAAAACGUUUGAAUACAGGCCAGUGUACCAACCUGGUACCAACUACAGAGGCAUCUUCGAAUGGGGCAUGUUGUACAAAGAAAACGAGGUGCCAGACAGAGAGUCGAAACUCCACAAACAUCCUUCGGAGCCUUAUAAAAGUCCGACUCACGCUGGCGGUCUUUUCGCUAUAAAUAGGAAGUACUUCCUCGAAAUCGGGGCUUACGACCCUGGCCUUCUAGUCUGGGGAGGGGAGAAUUUCGAGCUUAGUUUCAAGAUCUGGAUGUGUGGGGGUAGUAUAGAGUGGGUGCCUUGUUCUAGAGUAGGUCACGUUUAUCGUGCAUUCAUGCCUUAUUCUUUCGGAAACCUCGCGAAGAACAGGAAAGGUUCUCUGAUUACUAUCAACUACAAACGAGUCAUAGAAACAUGGUUCGACGAGGAACAUAAGGAGUACUUCUACACCAGAGAACCAAUGGCGACGUAUUUGGACAUGGGUGAUAUAAGUGACCAGCUAGCGUUAAAAGAGAAGCUGAAGUGCAAGGAUUUUGCCUGGUACAUGCAGAAUGUGGCUUACGACGUAUAUGACAAGUUCCCCAAACUGCCGAGGAAUAUUUACUGGGGCAUGGUCCAGAAUAAGGCGUCAGGGGACUGUUUAGACACGAUGGGAAGGGGAGCUCCAGCAUACAUAGGUACAUCUCGGUGUCACGGUUCGGGCCAUAACCAGCUGUUCCGGCUGAACGAAGCUGGCCAACUGGGUGUCGGCGAGCGCUGUGUCGAGGCGGACAUGGACAACGUAAAACAGACCAUCUGUCGGCUCGGCACCGUCGACGGGCCGUGGAAAUACGACCCGGACCAGAAGCACCUAAAGCACCGUCUCCACGACUACUGCCUGACCCUCCAGCCGCAUUCCAAAACCCUCGGACUGGCGCCGUGUGACAACAACAACACCUACCAGAAAUGGACCAUCACGCACAAGAAACCUUGAGCACCGCCCUAGCAAUAAACAGCAUCUAGAUAAAUAAUUCACGUGGAAACUUCCAGAAGAAACCCUGUAUCAUAAGGUUUGAUAACGCGUCCAUUCAGAAAACUUUGUCUUAUAAGGGUUGUGUCCCGUCUAUCGUUACGAGUGUUUCGAGGCUACAGAUAUGUAACGUCUCAAGAUUAUAUUUCCAUUAUUAUAAAUGUGAAAGUGUGUGUGUCUGUUUGUUCGUCCGUCUUUCAUAACGAAACUUCCCUAAAAUGGGGGGGUGGAAGUUUGUACGGAGCAUACCGCAAUUUUCAGGGUAGAAAGCUAAAAAUUGGUAUUGGUGGUUGGUAUUGUUAUUGGUGGUUUGGACUAUUUGGGAGUAUCAAAAAAAUCGUGCAUCAUUAUUUUUGGAUCCCAAAAAAAAAACCUAAUCUGACCCAACCCGUUCAAAGAGGGGGUGAAAUUUUACAGUUUUCAUGGUAGGAAGCUAAAAAUUAAUACACAAACUCUUUGUUACCAACGAAAACUAGCUGCCUUAUUUUUUGAACCGUGUUACCCCGAAUUUAACGCGAGCGAAGCCGCGGGCAAAAGCUAGUAAUAAAUAAAAAAGCUAUUUUUAAGGCCAUUCUUGUUCACAUCAUAACAGAUGUUGAUAUCGUUUGGAAUUUGAAAAUAAUGAUCACACUACGACAUAUUUCUUGAAUUUGCUACUUACUAAUAACUUAUUUAUUAUUUUAAAUGUAACAACGGGUUUUAUAAGUAAACCAGAAUCGAAAUACCAAAUGUAAAACAGCUAAAAUACUUAAACCUUUAUCGCACGAUUUUAGUCAAUCGUAAUGGUGAAAUUAAGGCACAGUUUAUCUUUUGGCGUAACGAUAAAGGGGCCAACUGUAGGAAGCAAUAAGUUUUGAGUUUGUACAAAGUUGAUCAGUAAAAAGUUUUCUGAAUGGACGUCGCAUUCCCUAGUUUGUGUAGUUAUAAAUGUGUUCUCCCUAGUGUAAAUUAUGCGACGUAAUUCUAAAUCUUAUUUUGCUCAAAUCGAGACUAAACUUUUCUAUUAACUAUAAAAGGGUUUUUUUUUUAUUGUGGACUUAUUAUACUUUUAUGGACUUUGAGUGAAAAAUUAUUUUUUCGUCUAUAUGGAUUAGACUAUUUUAUUUUAUAUCAUUUUCUGUGCCGCGCAAAUGCUUCAAGUAUUUGUUUGCAACGUAUAUCUGUCUAUGAAUUUAUUAUGGUUUACUGAUGAGUUUGUAGUUACAUUAAGGUAAAGUAUAUUCUUCUUUAUGCACGAUAAGUUGUACUUAACCCUCUAUGCAUUCCAUUAUGUUAUCUGAAUCUCAAAUAAUAAAGUGUGUAAUAAAUAAUCCAAUAAUACUUGCCGUUUUAUGUGUGAUAAUAAAUGGUUACAGUGGAGACUUCAAGAGGGUAAAUGACAGAAAAUAGAAAAAUACUGUUUAAUGUCUGUCUUUUAUCAGUUACACAAAGUAUAACGUUACGUAACUUUACUUUUUAAGCAGCUUUAUACUUCAUAAAUAUUUAUUUAGCUUUAUACUUUAUAAAUAGCUUGUGAACUGUUUUGUGCUAGCUAAUAACUGCGCACUACCAAAGUGUAACAUUAACUUUCCACAUGCAGUGACAUGAGCACGAAGCUAUUUAUUCUUUCACAUUUUUUCUGUUUAUUUUUGCACUACUACAAUGCAUUUAUGUUCACUUUUGUUAUAUUUUUCAGCAAAAUGAAACCAAUUUUGCAUGGUCCCUUAAACACUGUAUCAGCCUAUAAGUAUAUGUCCCCUCAAUAAAUCAGAGGGGGAAUAGAGCACACUUCCACGUCCUACAUAAUUGUGACUAAAUACAAUUUUCGAAUUUAUUCUCAAUAGGCAUUGUGUUAACUUAUAUGUACGCAUUUAUCCAACGACAUUCGUUAGAGCAUUUACUAUCAUAUUUAUUAAAAUACUCUUUUUCUUCAUCACUCAUACGCAUUUAUUUAUACCUUUAAUAUAACGAAUCUAUGAGAUUGAUAAAUUAUAAGAACCGACGUAAUAUUGUCAGUAUUUAAGAUUUUCCUUUCAUGUUAUUUAAUUUUAUGAAAUCUUUCUGUGUGUCAUAAUAAAAACACAUCUUAGAGCCUUAACUUUAAGGAUUGUAUGUAAAUUAUGGUUUUGUCCUAUGUUCGAUCUAAUCCAAUUAGGGAAAUAACAGGGAUUCAGUCCAGUUAUGACUGAAUGUUGCAGUAGUAAGCGUAGUAUAUUAGAAUUAGACUGAUAAAACGUAAAUUUAGGCUAAUGAAAUGUAAAAAUUUGGUUGAUACUUUUAUUUUUAACACGUUGACAGUCCAGUGAUCCAUAUACGGGUCAUAACGGAUUAGCUCCAUACGUCCGUGACCCAUACAUGGAUCACUAAGAAACGACCGGGUACACAGUAAGGGCGGGUGCUCCAUGUGGACCCCGGGGACCCUUGACACCCGAUGGCACCACCGGUAGUGUCAAGGGUAUUAUUCCGUGCCCAUGGCACCACCGAUAGUGUCAAGGGUAUUAUUCCGUGCCCAUGGCACCACCGGUAGUGUCAAGGGUAUUAUUCCGUGCCCAUGGCACCACCGGUAGUGUCAAGGGUAUUAUUCCGUGCCCAUGGCACCACCGGUAGUGUCAAGGGUAUUAUUCCGUGCCCAUGGCACCACCGGUAGUGUCAAGGGUAUUAUUCCGCGUGCCCAUGGCACCACCGGGGUGCAAAAAGUACUAUUCUUUUAUAUCGUGAAACCACCCAGUAAUUUAGCAAAGAUUUGUAUUACGGUAUGUUUGAUGAAUGCUACUUUCCACCUGUUUGAAGUCUGAAGUAAUUGAAAGUUUAAUAAAAAUAUUCAAAUAAUCAAACAUUGAAGUAAUAUCUUACAAGGAAGCCAAAACAUUUUGUAUGGUGACUGUCAAUAUGUUAACAUUGUAAUGAUGUUUGUAAGCCAGGACCUCUAGCCAACUAAAGUGCAAUGAUUUACAUAUUAUCUACUACCUAUUUCGAUGUUACGAUUUUCUAUAAGUCUUUAUUUUAAAACUGAAUAUAUUAUUUAUCUAUUCUAAUACAUAUAUUGUAAAAAUAAGAUUUUAUUUGUAAAAUUACUGUGAUGUCAGCUCUUUGAUGUUUUUAUAUAUUUCCACUUUAGAAUAAAGAAUAAUAUUUAUUGUUAA
Messenger RNA from Pectinophora gossypiella (pink bollworm), 5021 nucleotides. It is a transcript of the gene Pgant7, whose product is annotated as N-acetylgalactosaminyltransferase 7. The record is from RefSeq and is a predicted model, not a curated record. NCBI's taxonomy places the organism in Eukaryota, Metazoa, Arthropoda, Insecta, Lepidoptera, Gelechiidae. The coding region runs from base 106 to 1863 and encodes 585 amino acids. Gene Ontology annotation, cellular component: Golgi apparatus. The transcript is spliced from 7 exons.